AUGGCGAAGCCUCGUCGUGCGUCGUACGCCGUCACCAGUGCCGAGCUCCCGGUCUUGAAGACGUUGGGGCUCGAGGAAGUUGACCCGGAAGACGUUUUCGAGCUCCAACGCAAGGAAGGCGCCGGCGCUUUUGGUCGCGUGUUUCGCGCCUGCUACAAGAAGGACCGUGCACGCCUCGCAGCGUUAAAAGUGAUCCCCGUCGCACUUGAAGCUGGCGAACGGGGGGAAGACAUUGAAAGCGUGCGACGUGAGAUCCAAUUCUUACGCGAAUGCGACCACCCGAACGUUGUAGCCUUCCACGGCGCCUACUACAAGGACGGCGCGUUAUGGGUCGCGAUGGAGCAUUGUGCCGGUGGGUCGGUGGGAGAUGUCCGUCGUGUCCGCUCCUUAAAUGAACGGGAGAUCUCCAUUAUCAUGCGUGGAGCACUCAACGGUCUAGCGUACUUGCACUCGCGUCGUAAGAUCCACAGAGACGUGAAAGGAGGCAAUAUUUUACUUACGGAUUCCGGCCAAGUCAAGAUCGCGGACUUCGGUGUGUCAGCUCAACUCCGAGACACUUUAUCUCGUCGGGGUUCAUUCGUGGGUACCCCGUACUGGAUGAGUCCGGAGCUCAUUCAAGACAGCGACUACGACUUCAAAGCCGACAUUUGGUCCUUGGGGAUCACGGCGAUUGAGCUAGCAGACCAGAAGCCGCCACUCUUUGACGAGCAUCCUAUGCGAGUCCUCAUCCAAAUCCCUCGCAACCCGCCGCCACAAGUCGCUCACCCGGAGAAAUGGUCGGCGGCGUUCUUGGAUUUCCUACGCUUCUGUCUACGUAAAGAUCCCGCCGAACGCCCGACUGCAGUCGAGUGCAUGCAACACGAGUUCAUACGUCGUGAAGCGCACAUUGAAAGGGUCUUUGCCGGUGGAGAGAAACCUGCAGCUCCUACGGUUGAGCAAGAACUCGACAAUGAAAUCGCAGAGGAGAUUAGUGACGCCUCGUCAUCUUCACAUAGCGACGUUGAGGGUGAAGCUUCGACCGGGUUACUGGGCGAGACUUUCGAGUUUCGGGCGCAGUCUCCAAUGGUCCCGGCAAAGCUACAGCUACACGCUUCUGCAAGUGCUGACGACCUGUUAACCCUGUCGACCGACGAGCUCCCAGCGCUCAGUCAGAAGGACAACAAGCUGAAUCUCGAGCAUCGCACAUCGACGACUGCGAGUUUCCGUCAACCUGCGACGGAGUUCAAGCUCUUGCCAUCCUCUGCCAAGUCCCCAGUCAUGCGUGGCAGUACUCGCGAUCCCUCGGCUCGCUUUGUCAAGCUCAACGACUCUCGAACGUCUAGCGACGUUUCUUUAAACUCUUUAUCAAUCUCGUCCGACGUCGCCUCUAAAAGGCCUCCACGAUCGCCAGUAUCUUUGCGUCCAAAGGCUUCGUCGUCUCCCCCAACGUCUCCAUCCGUAAAGUCAUCAUGGCUGUCCGUAUCGUCCCGAGAUGACCCUCUCGCAAGCAUCGACACAGUCACUAACGCUCGUGUGAACCGCCUUCUCUCCUCCCUGUCCACAUCCACAUCGUCUCCAAGUCUAGCGGCUGCAAUGCGUGCCUACAACGACCAAUACACCGUGGACUCGCCCAAUCGACACUCAAGACGACAAAGCUUCAAUUGGCGCUCAGAGACCGCUCUAGGAGCCACCAACCGCGAAGGAUCGACGCGUUCCAGUGGCAAAAUCUUCGUCGGCGAUCCGUUCCGAGCUUCCCACGAUGUCUGUGUCAAGUACAACUCCAUCCAGGCCCAGUACGAAGGCGCACCCAUGUCCGCCGAGUGGGCAGCGCUGCACAAACAAUUCGGGAUCGCGUUAUCCCACAUGCGUUGUCGACAAGGAACAGACAUCGACGACCAAGUGCCAGCACUCGUCCGCAUGCUACGUCGAGAACUGGCGCGUCACGGAGGCUUGAAAUGCAAAUACAUCUUCCGCGUUUCACCCGUUCAGGACGAGGUGCAACGUGCCAAAGCCGCGAUCAAUCGAGGCUCGUUUGAGCCCGCCCAAGUCUCAGAUCCACACGUGUACGCCAGUCUCCUGAAGCUGUGGCUUCGUGAGCUGCCCGUUCUCUUACUGGACGUCUUGGAUGUCCACGAUCUGGCCUCCGUCACCAAGUUAGUAACCACGGGGAAGCUCGACGACGACGAUGAUCUGCACCUCGUUACGACUGAAAACAUCGAUCUAGUGGACGCUCAGAUCGCACGCACCCUUCAGAAACUGGGCCAGCGAGAGAACGCUGUGUUUCAAUGGCUGCUGGAGCACAUGCUGGAGGUUAACACGCACCGCUCGGUCAACCAGAUGACGACGCAAGCGCUGGCCACUGUGAUGGCUCCCAACGUCUUCUCGUGCGCAGGAAUGGCUCGAUCAACGCAGGAAAACGCGGGGAAUCUCAUGAAGCAGAUCGUGCUCUUUCUCCGCGUCUUGUUGUCCUGGAGACGUGCCAGUUUGCCUGCCUCGACGUAUCUGCUUGAACAAGAAGAGAAGAACGUGGCAGCAGCGUUUUCGACCAAAGCAGAGACCGCCAACGUGUCGACCAUGCAGCACAAAGUGCGUCAGUCGCUAACAAAACUCGUGAAAAGUCCAGAAACUCCGGAGUCGGAGAGUGAAUUGGUCUCGUUUGAGACGGCACUGCGCAGUCGCGUGGACCAGCUUUGGUCUGAUCUAGAGAAGAGCGAGGUCACUACCGUCGAGACCCAACGACAGGAGAAUGUUCUACGUCGUGUCUUCAGUGAAUUCCAGUUAUCUACACUGCAGUUGAUAGUUCGGUACGCGAAGAAACGAGAAGAAUGCACGUGGGCGAAUCUUCUUCUCGAGAACGUAAAGGAGAACAAGCCACUGGAGACGAAGACGCCCGCGUCGCUCGGAAGGAUGAAAGAUCUGGUGGAUGCUGCGUUGACGUUCGAAGCUUUUUGUCGUCUUCUCGAUCGAGAACAGACGACGCAGGAGAAGUUGGAGAAGCUGCAGACUCGACUUGGAGACGCAGCGAUUCGUCACGAGAGCAACCAGGUCGGAUCGCUCUCUAGAAACAUUUUCUAUCAUUUAUCACGCACAUAUGCGCAACAACUCAAGACUUCACACUCGUCAAAUCAAAUCGAAGACACGAGUGUCAGUAGAACUUUACUCAAUGGAGCAGUCCGUCUAGCUGCGCGGUCUGGCAACGACGCGAAGCUGCAUCGCAACGUGGCAAAACUAGGAGAACGUCAGCCCGCGAUCGGGAAUCUACUGGUUCUACUUGGAGAGUGUAGUCAGAGACGACGACAGAGUGGGGCGCAGAGUCUGGAAUGGCUGCAAACGCAGCUCAUGGAGUCCAUUCCACCACCCACCACACCUUAA
Phytophthora infestans T30-4 is the source of this 3351-nucleotide messenger RNA. RefSeq names its product serine/threonine protein kinase. The record is from RefSeq and is a predicted model, not a curated record. The transcript has a single exon. Gene Ontology annotation, biological process: signal transduction; protein phosphorylation. NCBI's taxonomy places the organism in Eukaryota, Oomycota, Peronosporomycetes, Peronosporales, Peronosporaceae. Bases 1 to 3351 code for a protein of 1116 amino acids. Gene Ontology annotation, molecular function: ATP binding; protein kinase activity.